CACGGAGCUGUCCCAAUUUUGGAUGUCCAAUGAGCCCAAGAGUGUGACCAGCACGGAGGACUGCGCGCAGCUGAACGUGUACUACCAGGUGAAUCCAUGGAAAUGGAUUUUUGAGCUCUACGCCAAAGACUGCAGCGAAAACGCGUCUUUUCUUUGUAUGGAGAAAGGUAUUGUAUUUCUCAUUUAUCAUUUUACUUUGGUAACAUUGUUGAAUUGUCACAACAUAUAUUUCUAUUACCAGUUUAUUUCAAUAUUAUUAGGAAAACCAUUGUAUGCGACCUAUAAACCAAAUCAUCCACUAUAUGUGUUGUCAUUUGACAGUUUGUUAAAAAUAGAAAGAAAAAAAAAACCGAUAGAGCACCAAGACAUCACAAGUGGAUGAAACUGUUCUAUAUUAUAAGAACACCAACGUGUCGCUAGCAUAAAUAGACUUGUAAACGCAUGCACAUGAUAAACAUUUGUGGAAACACGACAAUCAGAAUCACUUGACGUGUUUCUGAUCACAUAAAAGUUACUCAUUUUAAUUAGAAUGUUAAACAUCGUAUGGCUCCUAACGUUGUAUGGCUCUAAACGUUUUGUGUCUCUUAAAGUUGCAUGGCUCUUAACAUUGUAUGGCUCCUAACGUUGAAUGGCUCUUGACAUUGUAUGGAUCCUAGCGUUGUAUGGCUCUUAACGAUGUCUGGCUCCUAACGUUGUAUGGCUCAUAACGUUAUUUUACAGAAACACUACUAGUAUAUUUACAAAAAAAUAGUGGUUGAAGGGGUUUGAAUGAGAUAACCUAAUUCCAUGACAGGACAGAAGUAAUGUACGUUUCAGCAACGUCGCAGCUGAAUGGACUCAAUACUUAUUUUCACCUUUUUGGCAUGUCUAAUUACAACUCCAGAACCGACCACAACUCCAAGACCGACCACAACUCCAAGACCGACCACAACUCCAGGACCGACCACAACUCCAGGACUGACAACAACUCAAGAACUGACCACAACCCCAGCACUGACCACCACUCCAAGACUAACCACAACUCCAGGUCCGGUGGCUUCUUCAACCGCAACAAAUGGCCCUGCUACAACCAACACCGGAGCCUCAACAGCCGUCACAAGUGCUGCAACGACUACCCACCACACCACCGACGCGAUCCUCGCUUCCACUUCAACUGUCAAUCUCUCGAUGAUGACUUGUGGUGCGAAUUUCAUCAACUUCAAUUUUCUACUGUUUUUGAGUCUGUCCGCGUUCAUUAAUCUAUUGGUUUGAAUUUACGUGGCUUGUUUGUGAUCUCUUCACU
Messenger RNA from Lymnaea stagnalis (great pond snail), 1282 nucleotides. NCBI's taxonomy places the organism in Eukaryota, Metazoa, Mollusca, Gastropoda, Lymnaeidae. The record is from the annotation of a GenBank genome assembly.